AUGUUGCAUCUCAUCUCUCAAACACUAUCGAGGGAUAGAGAGAAGAAGGCCAAAGUGCAGAAGGCAAGGAAGACAAUUCUGCCGGGCUCGGACAGCGAGGGUGCCGGCGGUGAGGCUGCUGGAACACUCGCCCGCUCGGAUCUGAGGUUCAAGACGCAGCGGGCUCUUGACCGCAAGGCUAAGGCCGCAGAGAAGAAGGCCGCGGAGAAGAAGGCUGCAGAGAAGCAAGCGCAAAGGAACAAGACAAUUCAGCCAGAUAUGGACUUGAUUAUUCCUUCGGAUGAUACCAGUGUCUUUACAUCAGACCAGUCUGGUUCGCUCACUCUGAGAGGCGAGAAGGAGACGAAAAACAACACAGAGCAUUUCAAGGCAGAACCAAGCCCCUUCUCUACCACUCGAUUCCUCCUACACUUAGUUUAG
Messenger RNA from Exophiala bonariae, 420 nucleotides. RefSeq lists its product as uncharacterized. The record is from RefSeq and is a predicted model, not a curated record. NCBI's taxonomy places the organism in Eukaryota, Fungi, Ascomycota, Eurotiomycetes, Chaetothyriales, Herpotrichiellaceae. The coding region runs from base 1 to 420 and encodes 139 amino acids. The transcript has 2 exons.